Messenger RNA from Cydia strobilella, 2278 nucleotides. Its product is annotated as serine/arginine repetitive matrix protein 1-like. NCBI's taxonomy places the organism in Eukaryota, Metazoa, Arthropoda, Insecta, Lepidoptera, Tortricidae. Bases 99 to 2030 code for a protein of 643 amino acids. The record is from RefSeq and is a predicted model, not a curated record. Gene Ontology annotation, biological process: transcription by RNA polymerase I. The transcript is spliced from 2 exons.
AUGUGAUGUACUUGUACAUGCUCGGUGUUAUUAUUAUAACCUUAAAUUAGUUACUUAAUUAAAAUAUUGAGAAGAAUAGUGCAACGACCACUGUAGCAAUGGGGUCGUCAGACGAGGAGUUUGGUUGGAUGAACACGUCAAAUGAUGACUCCGAUACGGAACCGGAAAAGAAAUAUGAUGGUGAAUCAGAGUCCGGCAAAAACUACAAAAAGAAACUACAAAAGGAGCUGUUUCAAAAUGGCGACCACAACGAGUCUCACGAGCGUAAAAAACUCAAGAAACCGAAGCGAGAGGAGUCCUCCUCCCUGUCCCCUUCACCCCGCCGCGUCAAGCGCGAGCGCGAGUCGCUCGUCAACGGGCACGACGACUCCGCCGCGGCCGAGCACAUGCUCAAGGUGAAGAUCAAGGAAGAAAAAGCCAGCUUCGCCGUCCCGCGCGGCUCCCCGCGCAAGCGCCGCGCCUCCGCCGUCCACGCCGAGCCCGAGCCCGAGCCCGAGCCCGAGCCCGAGCCCGAGCCCGAGCCCGAACAGCCGCGGAAGAAAAAGAAGAAACGCGACAAAGAAAGGGACGAACAGCAAUCCUCCACCACUGAGGCCGUCUACGGACCCGCCGCGGACCCCGACGAGCCAGCCGAGCGUUCCGCUAAAAGCUCCGAGUCCCCGAAGAAAAAAAAGAAUAGAAAGAAAACUGAAAAAGAAUCCUCAAACGACCAGGAAUAUUUCGACGGGUGGUGGAAAUUCGAGGCGGAGGAGACGGUCGUCCAGGAACGCCCGACGCCAAAGAAGCGCGAGGAAGAAGUCAAGCCUUUCACGAGCAAGGAGUUCGUCAGCGAUGACGACUCAUCGGACGACGAGCGGCCCGCACCCGCCCCCGCGGCUCCGCGAGCUAGCCUGAGCGACGCCAAGUCCGUCGAAUCUCCCCGGCGAGCGAGAAUGUCCGACAGAAUAACCUUCGAGGAGGAAUCGCAGGCCGAGGCCGCAUCUAAACCUCGGAAAGAAUCGCACGCGUCGACGGAAUCUCCCCGCCGACCCCGACUAUCAGAAAGGAUCACGUUCGAGGAGGACUCGCGGGCGGGGCCCGAACCUCCCGCGCCGGCUCAAAACAUAACUCAGAGGAAAUCCCUGCCCGUAGAACGCCGGAGGAUAUCCGAGAGGAUAACGUUCGAGGACUCCAACUCGGAACCGGAGCGGGCGGCCGAGCCCCCGGCCCCGGCGCAAGUCUCCGCGGACAGCGGGCGACUCGGCCGCUUCCUGCGCGCGCACGCGCACAUGCAUCCCGUGCUCGGCGACUUCCCGCCCGGCGCCGCCAUCACCGCCAACGACGACAUAUGGAUCGUCCGCUGCCCGAGGGACUUGCCCGUCGGCGCGUUGAAGGGGAUCACGCUAGAUGUCGACUUCAAGAGUAAGGUGAAGAUCGGCGGGCAGGCGUACGAGGCGACGCCGGCGGCGAGCGCGGAGGGCGGGGGGGCCGGGGAGGGCGGGGAGCGCGUGGCGGUGCUGGCGCCGGCGACGCGCGGGAAGGGGUUCUGCGUCCGCUCCGUGCCCGUGCGAGGCCGCCUGCGCCUGCGAGCCAAGUUGCCGCGCCCGCGCGCUCCGCUGCAGACGGACAAGGGCUCCCCGGAGCGGAUCCCGCUGCCCGAGACGAGGCAGAGGCACCCGCUGCUGGGCGCCGACUUCGAGCGGACGCUGCCGGCCGAAGUGAUGAGACGUCUCGCCGCCGCUAGCGCCCGCACCGAAGAAGUCAUCGACGAAGUCGAUCACCACGUGCGGCGAGAGAAAAAGAAGAAAAAAAAGAAGCACAAGGAGCGGCCGGAACCCGAACCGGAGGUGGAGCCGGAACCUGAACGAAAGAAACGCAAGCGGAAACACAGCUCGCGGCACGAGCCCGAGCCGCGCGAGUCCGAGCGGGACCUCGAGUCGCCGCCGCGGAAGAAAAAGGUCAAAAAGGAAAAGAAAGAAAAGAAGCGGCGCGACGACGCCGCCGUCUGGGACUCCGAGCAGGCCAUCGAGGAGAGCCUCUUCAACUUUUAAUAGUUCUAUUAUUUUGUGUUAGGUAGAUUGAUCGAACGCUACAAGGAAUCUAUCGUUAGUGGUGAACAUGAGAAAAACAGCAUAUUUUGAGUCAUGUUUUUGCAAAACGUAAUAUCUAUGUAUUAUUACAAAAAGUAUGAUGUCGUAAAAAAAGUUAAUAGGUAGGUACUUACGUAGCAUAAAAAAUACGUUUUGAAGCUACAUUGGAUUGAGCAUCUUUAUUUUUGAAUAUAAAUCAAUUAUUGCCA